This is a messenger RNA of Momordica charantia (bitter melon), 874 nucleotides long. RefSeq names its product MIZU-KUSSEI-like protein (Protein of unknown function, DUF617). The record is from RefSeq and is a predicted model, not a curated record. Gene Ontology annotation, biological process: hydrotropism. NCBI's taxonomy places the organism in Eukaryota, Viridiplantae, Streptophyta, Magnoliopsida, Cucurbitales, Cucurbitaceae.
AGAAAAAUUAUGGCCAAAAUCGACGCCCUACGUCGGUUCCUUCUUCCUUGUUUCUUUCCCCCCGCCGCCGGCGCAACCGCCACCGCCACCUCCGCCGCCCCCAAGAAAAGACUAAGCACCUCCCUUCGCGACGACAUCGAAACCACCGCCGCCACCAAAUGCGAUCCAACCCAAGACCAAGAUUCCCCCCAAGGAUCUCCGGCCACCACUCCCGACAGCGCCACGCCGAAGUUCGCCGCCGCCGCCGUCAUGGCCGCACCGCGCCCGUCGAAAUCCAUGGUCAUCGGAACAAUCUUCGGCAACCGGCGCGGGCACGUGUGGUUCUGCGUCCAACACGACCGCCUCCGGACCAAGCCGUUUCUUCUACUCGAGUUCCCGAUUCUGACGCACCAACUCGUCAACGAAAUGCGAUUCGGACUCGUCCGAAUCGCCCUGGAGUGCAGCCGGGUCGAGCUCGGGUUGUGCCCGCUCCGUUCGAUACCCGUCUGGGGAAUGUCCUGCAACGGCCGGAAACUCGGGUUCGCGGCGAGGAAAAAGGCCGGGGAUCGGGUCCGAUUCAUGCUCAAGACUAUGCAAUCGACGACGGUCGGGGCGGGCGUUAUUCCAUCCGGAUUCGGGUCGGGUUCGGAGGAGGUGAUGUAUAUGAGAGCUAAUUAUGAGCACGUGGUGGGGAGUUCUGACUCGGAAUCGUUUCAUCUUAUAAACCCGGACGAGUGCCCAGGUCAAGAACUCAGUAUUUUCUUGCUCAGAUCUCGAAAUGGGUAAUUAAAUUUCCAAAUGGAUAGCUUUAUUUACAAAUUUCCUGUACAUUUUCGAAAAAAAAAAAUUCUCUCUUUGGUUUUGGGUAAUUUUAGGAUAGAAAAAAGGGGUUCGU